Molecule: messenger RNA, 7001 nt
Organism: Thlaspi arvense
Lineage: Eukaryota; Viridiplantae; Streptophyta; Magnoliopsida; Brassicales; Brassicaceae
Source: the annotation of a GenBank genome assembly
CUCUUUUUGAAGGCUUGGCUAAAUUAAAAGUGUUUAUUGGGCCGUAACAACAACAUUAAAUAAUACUUGAGGGCUUAUAAGCUUGGAUUGGAGAAACAAAAAAAAAGAAAAAUGCAGAGAAGAAAGCUUGUGCAAAUCUCAGUCUUUGUAAUCAGCAAAUCCCAUUUUUCAUCUUCUUCCAUUACCUCCCUCACCAAUCUCGACUUUCCAUCCUCAACAGCAGCUGAUGGCGAAGAUCCUCUCUACGCCGACGUGCCCAAGCCUCGGAGGGAUAAAUCGGAGAGGAAGCCUUACCCGACUCCGAUGAAGGAGUUGAUUCGGCGCGCCAAGGAGGAGAAACAGCUGAGGAAAUCACAUCCCUGUCGAGUUCUGGAAGAUCCGCCGGAUAACGGGUUACUCGUGCCGGAACUCGUCCACGUGGCUCACAGAGUUCACCGGUGCCGCUCCUCGUUACUCUCCGGCCUCUCUAAAAUCAUUCAUCAUAUUCCUGUUCAUCGCUGCAGAUUCUGCUCUGAGGCUCACAUUGGCAAGGAAGGUCAUGAGAUCAGGACUUGCACAGGCUCAGGGAGCGGUUCAAGAAGCGCGACUCAUGUAUGGAAGAGAGGAAGAGCGAGCGAUGUCGUCUUGUUCCCAAAAAGCUUUCACCUCUAUGACCGUGCCCUCAAGCCCAGAGUUAUACACGACGAGAGAUUCACCGUCCCUAAAAUCUCUGCGGUUAUCGAGUUAUGCAUACAGGCCGGCCUAGACCUCGAGAAGUUCCCAUCGAAGCGGAGAUCCAAACCUGUUUACAGCAUCGAAGGACGGAUUGUGGAUUUCGAGGACGCCGACUCAGAAUCCGCAGUUAGCACCACUAGUACUGUACUGUUGCAAGAAGAUGAUCGUUGCAGCGGAGAUAAGAAGAGCUUGAAGGAAGUAAGCAUCGAGACGAUAGAGUCGUGGUUUGAAAUGGUUUCAGGGGUCAGGGAACUGAUGGAGAGAUACAAAGUGUGGACCUGUGGGUACUGUCCGGAGAUUCAGGUGGGUCCCAAGGGACACAAAGUGAGGAUGUGCAAAGCGACAAAGCAUCAGAUGCGAGACGGAAUGCAUGCGUGGCAAGAAGCGACUGUUGAUGAUGUGGUCGGUCCGAACUUCGUGUGGCAUGUUCGGGAUCCAGAUGGUUCUGCUCUUGACAAUAGCCUGCAGAGGUUUUAUGGGAAAGCUCCUGCGGUCGUGGAGCUGUGUGUGCAAGGUGGUGCACCUGUGCCUGACCAGUACAAGAGUAUGAUGAGGCUCGAUGUGGUUUACCCUCAGCGUGAUGAGGUCGAUCUAGUCGCUUGACCUUUCGAUAUGAUUCAGCAGCAUCGAUCACAUUGAUAUGAAAAAAAAAGAAGAAAGCUCUUAUAUAUUAGGAAAAAAUAGGAACACAGCUUUGGUUCUUGUAUCCUUCCUAAAUAGAAGAGAGAGAGAGAGCCUCUUUGUGGUCUCAAAUCUCAAACCAUUCAAUUCUCAACCGCUCUGCUCCUUGCGGCAGCGAUCUCACUUCGCAGCUUCUCAAUAGCUUUGACCGCACCGAUUAUGUUCCUCUCCGUCUCUUUUAAUUGCUCAAGUUUCUCUACGUUCACACUCUUCUCUCCCUCAAACUCUUCCCUUAACCUCUGGUGCUCCUCUUUCAACCGCUCAAGCUCUUGGCUCGACGACUCUAAACCCUCUGCCUCGAUGCAACACUUCUUCAACUCCUUUAAAGCCGACUUAACCUGUGAAGCAAGCUCUUCGCGUUCACUCGCCAAUCUAUGAGCCUCAAUGUGAGCUAACUGCAGCUCCCUCCUUAUAUUCUCCCUGUUGUUGACAAUACCCUCCAAUUUGGCAAUCUUCUCAAGGGUGGCUCGGAUCUGGAUCUCGCUCUCUGUUUCUGUCUUUCUGAUGUGAGCUCUUAGCCCCUGGACUUCACGGUCAGCCACGGUUAGGUCCUCCUUGAGAGCUACGUAGCUCGCAGCUAGUUUCCGUUUGUCACUAGAGAGCCGGUCUAUCUCAGCGGCUCGAGCUGCAAUCUUGUUUUCUAGAACCUCGGGGUGUGAAAUCCGGUGGUAACGGUGGUCAGAAGCGGAAGAGUUGGUCUCGUGGUGCCCCGACGAUGAUCCACUUGUUGACAUGUCUUGGCUCACUCGGCUAUAAUGCUUUGAACCUACCCUCUCCCUCGAAGACAUUCUGCAAUUCAAUUAGAGAGAUGAUCUUCGGUAAUAUCAGCUGAAGUAGAACACGUGUUGCAAAAACUAGAGCGUUGUGCUCUAAAACCUGAACGAAUCAAAUCAAAGACUACGAUCGAUUUCACUAGGACACCCCCCAACUCCGGUCUUGGCUUGUCACAAAUCUCUCUGAGACUCUGAUACUUUUUAUUUAUUUAUAAAUUAAACCAAUUUAUGACGUACGCUCGUGUCAUGUCAUGCGCCUGUUUCAUAGCAAUAUGAUGGAUCCGUUGUCCAUAUAGGCCCAUUAGGUGUUGGCCCAUUUAUCUUCCAUGGUUGUUGUCACGUGAGCUUCCUUUCCUUCUCUUUCUCUUCUGCUCUUGAACGAAAGUCAUCAUCUUUUUCUCCCGAGUCCCGACUUUUCAUGAACAAAAAACUUCUUCAAUUCAGAUUCGCAACUGAAGUUAUAGGUUAAAUCAAAGCAGAUAAAUCGCUGACCCGUAAAUUCAUAUCCGAAUUCAGUUGCCCUGAUUUCCGAAUUCUGUCCCAGGGCUUCGAAAUCGUAUAUCUCUGCAGAAAGAAUACAUGGUAGAGUCUAUGGAGACGGAAAUGGAGUUCUCGGAUGGUGAACAAACUAGCGCUAACGCACGUGUUUCUAUAUCCCACUAUUCUAAUCCUCCUGCGUAUAACGGGACUGCUCUUGCGGCUGUUUACGGAAACUCAUCCAUUGGAUUAGAAAAUGGGAUGGGAAGGAGACAGGAACACGGAGAGCUACCUGGUUAUAUAUUUAUCUGUAAUGGGAGAACAAAACAUGAUUGCUAUCGUUACCGUGUCUUCGGGAUUCCAAAAGGGGGCAAAAACGUAGUUGAGAGUAUAAAGCCAGGCAUGAAGCUUUUCCUCUAUGACUUUGAGAAGAGGCUUCUCUAUGGUGUUUACGAAGCUACUAUUGGUGGCAAGUUGGAUAUAGAACCAGAAGCUUUUGACAAGAAAUAUCCAGCUCAGGUUGGAUUUAGAAUUGUCAAGAACUGUUACCCCUUGGCAGAAAACACUUUCAAGUCUGCUAUCUAUGAAAAUUACAGAGGCGGCAAGUUUAAGCAAGAGCUCGCUCCUCACCAAGUUAUGUCUCUGUUAUCGAUAUUUCGUCCAUUUACUGCUCCAGAACUCGAUGCAUUACCUCAUAGAUUAGCUUCCAUAGCAUCAGCACCCAGGGCGCUAUCUUUUGAGGAACGGUUCAUUGCUGCUACACAACUUAGAAAUGCUUCGUCAGCUUUGGAUCCUCUGUCUGCUCGUCAUGCAGAACCACGACUUGGUUCUCUUAUGUCCCAUCAGUCUUUUCCGCGCACACCUCUGCCCCAACAUACUUACUCCAGACAAGACGACUACACAACCCCAGUGAGAGAAGCACUAAGUCGGUCGAAUUUGAAUCAGCCUUAUUUUCCUACAGAAAGUCGGCAGCAACGGUUGCUCGGAGACACUACGCGGUCAUCUAUACAAGACCCUCAACUCAAAUACUUAACCAUUUUAUCUAAUAUCCGGAGAUAUGGAACUGCCUCAGAGUCAGAAAAUGAAAAUCAUCCUGCAAUGCCAUCGGAGAAGGACCAAUUUGCUUCACCUUAUUCUGAUAAUAAGUAUUACCCUUCGACAUUAUCUGGGAGUGAGCAUCCGCCUGCAUCUGCAGCUAAUGGGAGUGUGUAUAAUAGUGAGUUCUAUACUUCAGCAUCAAAGAAAGAAGGGGAAGCAAGUCAGCAGCAUGAGAUUCCUGCUGGGACCUACUAUCACCCAGUAACAUCUACAGUUCCAAAUACUACAGUGUCCUUGCAGGCAGUUAGUGUUGCUCAGUCUCAUACUGAGUCAGCUGGUUAUCCUACACAGGCAAAUGGUGAAGCCCCACAACCUGCUGCUGGAGCAACUGGUAACUACACCACGCAUUCACAGCUUGGGACUGUGGAAGAAAUUGCACAAUUAUAUGCUGGAUCAGUCAGUUACCCACAACAGCAGCAUUAUGCAGCUAUGGGGCAUACUGCUCAACUCUAUGCUGGUGGACCUGGAUAUAUUCAACAACCCAAUGCUGUAGCAACUGAGUACGCUCAGCAACACCAUGCUACACCUACUGGGUACGCUCAGCAACACCAUGCUACACCAACUGGGUAUGCUCAGCAACACCAUGUUGCAGCAACUGGGCACGCUCAGCAAAACCAUGUUGCAGCAACUGGUUACUCUCUGCAACCCCAUGAUGCAGCAACAGGGUACGCUGUGCAACCCCAUGAUGCAGCAACUGGGUACGCUCAGCAACACCAUGCUGCGGCAACUGGAUACGCUCAGCAACCCUAUGAUGCAGCAGCUGGGUACGCUCUGGGACCAGAUGGUCAAGCCGUUGUAUACACAACGCAACCACAUGCUCAAGCUGUUGGAUACACGCAAUACGGUGCUGAAGCUGGUGCAUACACUCAACAGGCUGUGACGCAAGGUUCUAUACCAGGGGUUCCUGGGACAACUAAUUGGAAUGCUGCAAGCCAGGCAUAUUACGCAACAGGAGACUGGAAUGCGGUGAAUCAGUCUUAUUACCCUUACGCAGCGGAUACAAGCACAACCUAUAACCAAGCAUCUUAAAACUGUUAAAGCAAAGUGUUGCCAAUCUAGGACUCUGGUAACUCUCGUGAUCUGGGAAACUUGUGUGUGUGGUGGAGAAGCAUGGACUCGAACUGGUGCACUCACUGGAAAAAUUGGACAAGGACAUAAAAAGGUGCUUCUGAUCAACCACAGUUGUUUUUUUUUCUGGGAACUCGAGAGGAUUUAUCUAUGGGUAACUGCUGCUCCGAUGUCUCCUCCGGCGCCGGUGCUAUAGCUGGCGUAGGUGGUACUGCUUCCUCUGCCGCUCUCGGCACUACUAACGACGCCGUUGAUUACUAUCUCAAGUCUCGAGGCUUCAACGGACUCUUCUCUCAGAUCGAGCUAUCGUUUUCUGCUUCCAAUUUGCGAGACCGGGACGUGCUCUCCAAGAGUGAUCCUAUGGUUGUUGUCUACAAAAAGGAAAAAGAUGCAACGCUUUCCGAAGUGUUCCGCAGCGAAGUUGUUUUGAACUCCUUAGCUCCUAAAUGGAUCAAGAAAUUUACGGCCGCUUAUCAUUUCGAGACUGUGCAGACAUUGUUGUUUCGUGUGUAUGAUGUUGACACUCAGUAUCAAAAUUCAAAAGAGGAGAUGCUUAAGCUUGACGAACAGCAGUUUCUCGGUGAGGCAACAUGUGCAUUGUCUGAGAUAAUCACAAAACCAACUAGGACGAUCACGUUAGAACUCAAGCGUAAAGAAGGCUUUGCCGCACAGAGUCAGCCUCACGAUGGAAAGCUUAUUAUCCAUGGUGAGGAGUCCCUUGCUUCUAAGAUUUCAACAGAGAUAGUAUUCAGAUGCUCGAGUUUGGAAUCUAAGGAUCUUUUCUCAAAAAGCGACCCCUUUUUGGUGGUAUCAAAGAUUGUGGAGCAUGGAACUCCAAUCCCGGUGUCUAAAACUGAAGUCCUGAAGAACGAUCUUAACCCUAUUUGGAAACCAGUCUUUCUAAGCGUUCAACAAGUGGGGAGUAAGGACAGCCCAUUGAUAAUAGAAUGUUCAGACUUCAACUCCAAUGGCAAACACAGUCUGAUCGGAAAAGUUCAGAAAUCACUUUCAGACUUGGAAAAACUUCAUUUGGCUCGCCAAGGAAUCAAUCUAUCUUUGCCUACCGGUGCUGGGCAAAACAAGGUGUUAAAGAGCCAGCUUUUUGUGGACAAGUUUACCGAGACUGUCCAGCACACAUUCCUAGAAUACUUGGCAUCUGGGUUUGAAUUAAGCUUCAUGGUAGCAAUAGAUUUCACAGCUUCAAACGGAAAUCCACGCCUCCCUGAUUCUUUGCACUACAUUGAUCCUUCAGGACGAUUAAAUGCCUACCAGAGAGCAAUAGUGGAUGUUGGAGAAGUAUUGCAGUUUUAUGACUCAGACAAACGCUUCCCUGCGUGGGGAUUCGGAGCUCGUCCAAUCGACGCUCCAGUUUCACAUUGCUUCAACCUCAACGGAAGCAGCUCAUACUGUGAGGUGGAUGGGAUUCAAGGAAUCAUGACUUCAUACACCAGUGCGCUCUUCAACGUCUCUCUUGCAGGGCCAACCCUUUUUGGUCCGGUGAUUAACUCUGCUGCGACUAUCGCCAGCCAGUCUCUAGCUCAAGGUUCCCGGAGAUAUUACGUCUUACUAAUCAUCACAGAUGGUGUUAUAACAGAUCUUCAAGAAACAAAAGAUGCAUUAGUCAGUGCAUCGGAUUUACCUUUAUCAAUCCUCAUCGUAGGAGUUGGAGGAGCCGAUUUUAAAGAGAUGGAGAUACUAGACGCGGAUAGAGGAGAAAGAUUGGAGAGCUCGAGCGGACGAGUGGCUUCACGAGAUAUCGUUCAGUUUGUGGCAUUACGUGACGUCCAACACGGAGAGAUCUCUGUGGUACAAGCCCUUCUUGCGGAAUUGCCUUCGCAGUUUUUGACGUAUAUGAGAAUCCGUAAUAUGAAGCCAAUUCCUCCGUGAAAAGAUGGUCUCUGUAACUUGAUUUGCCAAAGGAAAGUGUACAUACAGUAUAUACAUACUUCUCUACAACAGGCUGGACUCCUACAACGGCAAAAAACGCCGCCGUUUUGGGGUUAUAAGCUCUAUAAAAUGGCAUUUUCUACUUUCGUGUUUCUGUUUUCUUUUACUGAAUCUUGGAUGUAAAGAGUUUCGAAUGAAAGCGAGUGAUAAUACCAAGUACCACAUCGGUUUGGUUUUGUAUUGGAAAGUUUCUCCUUUUUCAAUAUUCGGAAAUUCAUAGCGAUCUGAUGUGUGCAUCUUUUC